Impatiens glandulifera is the source of this 1761-nucleotide messenger RNA. RefSeq lists its product as uncharacterized. The transcript is spliced from 12 exons. Lineage: Eukaryota; Viridiplantae; Streptophyta; Magnoliopsida; Ericales; Balsaminaceae. The coding region runs from base 66 to 923 and encodes 285 amino acids. The record is from RefSeq and is a predicted model, not a curated record.
UAUGUGAAACCAACGAGAUCCAGUUCUUCUUCUUCUCUAGCAGAGCUGCCGUGGUUUUGAUUGAAAUGAAACCCGCCGCCGGCGAAUAUCGGAGAUGGGCUUUUUGUCUCGCAUUAGCCGUUUACGUCCUGAACCGACUCAGCUUGAACUCGGCGUUCGGUCAAUGCGAACUCGGUUUCACCGACAGAAAUAACCUCUAUAACUACACGCUAGCUUCUCCAAUCCCUAACUUUCCUCAUGGCGUCCUCAGUGAAGAUGGGUUCUACAGGGUUUCAGGAGCAAAUGGGUCUAUACUUUGGUUUCAGCUUUGCGAUUCAAUGAUUUUCAACCACGACCAACCCCGGUGUUUUGGCUGCCUGGAUUGCGGAGGACCAUCACAUUGUGGUAUGGCUUGUAGUGCCCUUGUGGUUAACAAGAUUGAAGGUUAUCCCGUAUGUUCUUCCAUUGGUUAUAUCUCGAGCAUGACUAUUGAUGUUGUUGACAAAAAGAACCCCCACACUGGUGUCUCCAUUAGAAUGUCGAAUAUUGGUUCUCAGCUCAAUUGCUCACUCACAGUGUCUGUGUUAUGUGAUCUCGAUGGACUUCAGGGACCUGAUAGAUUGGAGACAGUUGGAACUUGUGGUUAUGUUACAUCUUUAAGACAUCCAUCUGGUUGUGCGAAGAUAAUAUCAAUUAAAGGAAAUGGAUUUGGCUGGUUUGGUUCCUUAAUGAUCAUAAUUGUAUGCGUAUUUGGAGCUUAUUUACUGGCAGGUAUUGUUUAUCGAUCCUACUUCCUCAGGAUUCGCGGUAUAAAUGUUAUACCAAACUUGGAAUUUUGGGGCAGUUUGCCGCAUAGAAUUCAGGGUUUGUUUACAUAUGUCCUACAGAAAUAUCGAGGGCACACUGAGAGUUACACAAGCUCUUAUUCUCCCGUCGACUUCUGAAACAACAUCUCGAGCGAGCGAUUGGAGAUUACAGCGGACAAUGGUAUCGGCGAACAUCUUGGUUUCCUCUUUAGAAUUGCCUUGGGGCACAUCAACAACGUAGGAUUCAACGACGACCGUGGCCGAGCCACCGGAGCAUUCAUGAAGAGAGGUGACGGAGCGGUAGUUAUUGAGACGGUGGACCCCACCGACGACGGAGAAACUGAUGACAUGGCGUUCGUUGUCGAGGAUCUCGAGUCGUUCGGUGCUGGAAGCUGCGGGGAGUCCGGAAACGACGUGGACUUCGCGGAGGGUUCCGAUGUCGCCGUGGCCGUGGAUGAGAUGGCAGCUUUUGAGGAAGUUUUUGUAGGCUUGUGGGUUGUCAAAUCUACUGACUAGGGACCAGACGGCGUCGAUUGGGGCGGCGAUUGUUUGGACUAGGAUGGACCAACAGUGGUUCAUGGGGUGGUCGAGUUGUAGUAAGGGAUGGUAUGGGAUUGCUUCAUCUGGGACGUCGUCGUCGGUUUGUUGUUGUUGUUGUUGUUGUUGUUGAGUACAUGAUCUGAUCAUAAACUUUGGUGCGGAGGAAUCGUUGAUGAUUCGAUUGAGCUGGAGUGAAGCAGUCAUAAUAUUGGUUCUGGAUUUGAGGAUUGAGAAUGGAAAUAAUAUAUAUAAAUGAAUCUGGUUUGGAGUGGUUGGAUGGUCUUAUCAAGCAAAAAGGCAAGAGGGCUUACGGCGGACAUGCAAGUGGGAGUUAAUUUGGAUCUUAAUUUCUUUAUUCAACUUGCAGACUCUCUUUCUUUUGGACAGAAUGAGUCUAAUCCAUUGCCCUUUAUAAUAAUAUAUAUAUAUUAAUUAA